GCUGGUGGACCAGGCCGUCGCGAUGGCGGCGAAGAUCGGCUCCAUGUCUCUCCCGGUGGCCCUCAUGGCCAAGGAGGCGACGAACGCAGCUUUCGAGGGAUCCCUCGCUGAGGGGUGCCGCCUUGAGCGCAGGAUGUUUCACUCUUGCUUCGCCCUGGAUGACCAGAAAGAAGGCAUGGCAGCGUUUGCCGAGAAGCGGGCGCCAAAAUGGACCCAUAAAUGAGCUAGCUGUAGGCAGCUCGGCAAAAAGGGCCAGUGGAGACCGCAUCGCCACCGCCACAUUGUUCGUGGGUGUGUACGAGCACCUCGCUGCUUUGUUGGGAGAAGAUAUAGGGUGGAUGGUUGUAGCAUAGCCACCCCGAUGCGAAGAUCCCGGGGGGGGGGGGUUGAGCAGGGGGGGCGUCGUCACAUGAAGCUGAGGGCUGCGUUUGUAGGUGUGUAUCCCCUCGAGCACACGGAAUAUGUGCGAGACCAGCGCCUGCCGUGGGGUGUGCCUGUUGUUGUUGUUGUUGUUGUGUUUCGGCAGGAUGUAGAAUAUGUAUAUAUGCACUGCUCGACAGCGGGCAAGAUGGGGGUGGGUGUGACCGAAUGAUCCGUCUAGGAACGUUGGAGACGGGUGCUCGACAGCACCACCGGGAGAUGCGGCAG
Molecule: messenger RNA, 648 nt
Organism: Ectocarpus sp. CCAP 1310/34
Lineage: Eukaryota; Phaeophyceae; Ectocarpales; Ectocarpaceae
Source: the annotation of a GenBank genome assembly